Messenger RNA from Trichobilharzia szidati, 2481 nucleotides. Lineage: Eukaryota; Metazoa; Platyhelminthes; Trematoda; Strigeidida; Schistosomatidae. The record is from the annotation of a GenBank genome assembly.
UUUUUAUGCAUUUUUCCAUAAAUAUACGUUUCCGCUUAUCAUAAACGCCUCUUUCAUGUGAUAUAUAUAUAUUAUAUAUACAGACUAAUGGCAAGAAGCAGCCUAUCAGUACUGUUGAUGCUUAGGAUUAAUGUUAGACUUGGUGGCUUGAUCUUCAUAUAUGUCUCCGAAAACAAAGCUGUGUAUCUAAGUAGUAGUAGUACAAGUGGUGAUGAUGUGAUGCAUGAAUUUUCUAGUGUGAAGAAAUCCAGGUUUUGCUUGCUCUAACCUGGAUUGCUUGUGACGCCGUUCCGUUAGGCUGACCAUCAAAUGAUUUUACAGCAAUCUGCAUAACAGUUCUGCUCUAUUACGGUGGGACGAAACAUCUUCAAACUGAAGAUGUUCAGCGUCUCCGUGUCCGUCACCAGUAUCUCUGCAGAAUUGUUUGCAUGCAGUGGAAUCAUCGUGCAAGUAAUUUUUAGGACCGACAGUCUUUUUGGACAUUGGGGGAAUCGUCUUUCAAUGAGUAAUGCCAUCUUGGUACAGUAGUUUCAGUGACCAAGGAAUUUACUACAAAUGUCAUUCCAGUGGAUUUCAUUUUGUUCACGGACUCAAAGAACCAAUGGCUCGAAGCUGUCGGUGAUGUGACUCAACAUAUUUCUCAGUGUCUGAAAAUCACGGUAUUCACUUUUCGCGUAGCCUUUGGAUUGAAUGGAAAGCAAGGAGUUGGUCGGCUCUUGACUUGGCACCAUGGGUUAAGUGUAGGUUGUUUGGUUAGUAUGGGACUACGCAUCACAGUUCUGAAAGGUCAUGCGACUCGUUGGCUUGAGACAUCAUCAGAUAUGACUCGUAAUCAAAAUCAGUUUCCAACAUGCUGCAAUCCGCUCAGUUUCCCUUUUCUGAAAGCAGUCCGAAGUAUUGUUCUUGCUAAGUGUGUUCACCUGUUUUCAUUGUUGUUCUGUGCAUGUUCUCUUAUAUUUUUGUUUGGCUAAGUUUUAGAAUCCGCUGUCAGAAGAGUUCUCAAAAAUAACCUUUCUUCCGACAACCCAAAACUCUGAAGAUUAUCUCGUUAUAACGACUAGUCUUUCACGGUAUAUCGUCUUCAGAGUUGAAAGGCAGCACAGCUAGGGUGCUAGUCUUCGUGACCACUGUCCAAAAAGCAGUACAUAUUCAUUCACAAAUGUCAACUCUCGUUCUGUUGUGUCUCUAUCUGUCUCAGCAUAAUGGUAUUAGAAGUCAUUUUAACAUCUUUUGUCUGUAGAUUAUUGGGACACAUAAACAUCACAUCAAAGCAGACGAUUAAUUCAUAUUUUCAAACUGUGGUUGUGCUGGCUUAUUGUGUCACAUGCGGAUUGGAGCAGUUCUAAAAUUAGGUGUUGAAACACAGCAAACGAUUUCAAUUGUCUUGAGGAUAAAACAGUAUGGUGAAACUCGAUGUUUUAUCCUACCACCUUAUCUGGUAUCAUACCCUAUCCAUUUAUCUCUAGUAAAUAGUGUAGUCUCACCUUUGGAGAAUUUAAGGUGAUUGAAAACCUAGUUUCAGUUUAUUUUGGAAUCGGAGCGCCAUGUACUGCUUGCAAUACAUCAUCAGCGCUUCCGACGAACUUAGUUGAUUCGUGUAUCUGUUGGAAACGGCAGUCGCCUGAGGCUUUAGCGUAGGAUAAGUUAAAUUGUUCACAUGUAGUUUUGUGGAUGAGUACAGUACGUGCUCCAUGGUAUUUCGAAGGCAAAACUUCUGGUGUGGACUGUGGACCGUUUAGUGUGCCUCACAACGUUACACUACAAUAUAUCGAUACAAAAGUUAAUACGCUUGAAUCAUUCUAUUAAAAUUUGUCUAUCACUUUCACAGUAACAUCUGUAUUUCCUUUCAGUGAGUAAAUGUGUGACCAUAAUAGUGGAGGCAGUAGUGGCCACUGUUGUCAUUCUCACAAAAGUGAUGAAUCUUCAUCAUUCAGUCUGUACAAGUUUAUUGAUGUGCAGAAUGUAGAGUGUCUAAACGAAUCUGUUUCUGGAAGUGGCAAACUUGUUUUUAAACCAUAUGAGGACCGUAAAGAUUCAAGUGUUUAUGUCGAAAGUGAUGCUGAUCAGGAAUUACUUUUUAACAUACCAUUCACCGGAAAUGUAAAGUUAAUGAGUAUUAUCAUAGCUGGUGAAGAUACAGAGCAGCAUCCAAGUCGAGUAUCGUUGUAUAAAAAUAAACCAUUCAUGACUUUUGAAGAUACAGAUACUGAGUGCGAGCAAAUUCUUGAACUAACUGUCGAUCCAAAUGGUGAAGUAAUUUAUCCUUUGAAAGUUGCACGCUUUUCUAAUGUUCAUACCCUGAACAUUCACGUGAAGACCAAUUAUGGAGGUGAUACAACGCGAAUUCAUUACAUCGGUUUAAGAGGUGAUUAUACUCCAGCGCCUAGAAGAGGAAUCGUUAUAGCCAAUUAUGAGUUAACUCCAAAUGUUACUGAUUUAAAAGACAGUAUAGUGCAAACACAAAGUCGUUUUGUUGAAUAA